CGGGAGUGGGGAGCGGAAGCGGCGGCGGGCGGCGCUGGGACCCGGGAGCGGCCGGAGAACAAGGGAGCUGGCGCCCCGGCCGGCGGCUGAGCGGGGCUGAGCAGCGGGCCGCGCCGAGCGCCGCCGGAGAGAGAGAGAGAGAGAGAGAGAGAGAGAGAGGCCCGGCCCCGCUGCCCGAGCAGGCCGCGCGCCGCGGGGCCGAGGCCGGAGCCAUGGGCGAGACCAAGAUCAUCUACCACCUGGACGGGCAGGAGACGCCGUACCUGGUGAAACUGCCCCUGCCCGCCGAGCGCGUCACCUUGGCGGACUUUAAGGGCGUUCUGCAGAGGCCCAGCUAUAAGUUCUUCUUCAAGUCUAUGGACGACGAUUUUGGAGUGGUGAAGGAGGAGAUCUCGGAUGACAAUGCCAAGCUACCCUGUUUCAACGGCCGCGUGGUGUCCUGGCUGGUAUCUGCUGAGGGCUCUCACCCAGAGCCAGCCCCCUUCUGUGCUGACAACCCGGCAGAGCUGCCACCUUCAAUAGAGCGCACAGGAGGCAUUGGGGAUUCUCGACCCCCAUCCUUUCACCCUCAUGCCAGUGGAGGCAGCCAGGAGAACCUGGACAACGACACGGAGACCGACUCCUUGGUGUCUGCCCAACGGGAGCGGCCCCGACGGAGGGAUGGCCCAGAACACGCAGCCAGGCUCAAUGGAACUGCAAAGGGGGAGCGGCGGCGGGAGCCUGGUGGCUAUGACAGUUCAUCCACCCUUAUGAGCAGUGAGCUGGAGACUACCAGCUUCUUUGACUCCGAUGAGGAUGACUCCACCAGCAGGUUCAGCAGCUCCACAGAACAGAGCAGUGCCUCGCGCCUGAUGAGGAGACACAAGCGGCGGCGGCGGAAGCAGAAGGUCUCCCGGAUUGAGCGGUCCUCGUCCUUCAGCAGUAUCACAGACUCCACCAUGUCCCUCAAUAUCAUCACAGUCACUCUCAACAUGGAAAAGUAUAACUUCUUGGGCAUAUCCAUUGUGGGCCAAAGCAACGAGCGAGGUGAUGGAGGCAUCUACAUUGGCUCCAUCAUGAAAGGUGGGGCUGUGGCGGCCGAUGGACGCAUUGAGCCAGGAGAUAUGCUGUUACAGGUAAAUGAGAUCAACUUUGAGAACAUGAGCAAUGACGAUGCAGUCCGAGUACUCCGGGAGAUCGUACACAAACCAGGGCCCAUCACUCUGACUGUAGCCAAGUGCUGGGACCCAAGUCCACGUGGCUGUUUCACAUUACCCCGGAGUGAGCCCAUCCGGCCCAUUGACCCUGCAGCCUGGGUCUCUCACACUGCAGCCAUGACAGGCACCUUCCCUGCCUACGGCAUGAGCCCUUCCCUGAGCACCAUCACCUCCACCAGCUCCUCUAUCACCAGCUCCAUCCCUGACACAGAACGCCUAGAUGACUUCCACCUCUCAAUCCACAGUGACAUGGCAGCAAUCGUAAAAGCCAUGGCCUCGCCUGAAUCAGGGUUGGAGGUUCGAGACCGCAUGUGGCUCAAGAUUACCAUUCCCAAUGCUUUCAUUGGCUCAGAUGUGGUGGACUGGCUGUACCACAAUGUGGAAGGAUUCACAGACCGGCGGGAGGCCCGCAAGUAUGCCAGCAACCUGCUGAAAGCCGGUUUCAUCCGACAUACCGUCAACAAAAUCACAUUCUCCGAGCAGUGCUACUACAUCUUUGGUGACCUCUGUGGCAAUAUGGCCAACCUGUCACUUCACGACCAUGAUGGCUCCAGCGGUGCCUCUGACCAGGAUACACUAGCUCCUUUGCCGCACCCAGGCGCUGCUCCUUGGCCUAUGGCUUUCCCUUACCAGUACCCACCACCUCCGCAUCCCUACAAUCCACACCCAGGCUUCCCAGAACUAGGGUACAGCUAUGGCGGGGGCAGCGCCAGCAGUCAGCACAGUGAAGGCAGUCGAAGCAGUGGCUCCAACCGAAGUGGCAGCGACCGGCGCAAGGAGAAGGACCCAAAAGCUGGGGACUCCAAAUCAGGUGGUAGUGGCAGUGAAUCAGACCACACUACACGCAGCAGUCUGCGAGGGCCUCGGGAGCGGGCACCAAGUGAGCGCUCAGGCCCAGCGGCCAGUGAGCACAGCCAUCGCAGCCACCACUCGCUGACCAGCAGCCUGCGCAGCCACCACACGCACCCCAGCUAUGGCCCGCCCGGAGUGCCUCCUCUUUACGGUCCCCCGAUGCUUAUGAUGACCCCGCCGCCUGCAGCCAUGGGGCCCCCAGGAGCGCCUCCAGGCCGUGACCUGGCCUCGGUGCCCCCGGAACUGACAGCCAGCAGACAGUCCUUCCGCAUGGCAAUGGGAAACCCCAGUGAGUUCUUUGUGGAUGUGAUGUGAUCAGGGCCCCUCUCCGCUCCCACCCCCGAGCCGGCUGCAUCCCUUUCUCCAUAAGUCGGUCUCUUUUUACUUUGGUACCUAAAAGGGAAAUAAAUGGAACUAACUGCUACUGCUUGCUGGUAGCAGCAAGGAUGAGGAGUCUCUACUCAUCCAUGCUCCAGCCCCUAACCUGCCUCUGGCCCAGCUGGUGCCUCUGCCCACUAACCAGCACCCAUUCCACCCAGUUCGGGCUUCCCAAGACUUUUUAUGUCCCUGGCUCUGCAUUGCUUUUCUUUCUUCCCGAUGCUCCACUCUCACAUAGGAGCUGAGCCCAGUGGUGUCACACCCUUAUGGCCACCUUUGCUCCCUGCCCCCUCCCCAGAACCCUUUUCCCCCCUCCUCAAGCAUGUGUGCAGAGAUCUUGAUUUCACCCCACCACUGACACCAAAAGAAAACGGCCUUUCCCUUCCCGCCCCGCCCACUGCUCCGCCCUCUGCUUCAGUCCUUCACCCUCCAGCUGCAGCCACCUCCAGUAGGCGUCCAUGCCGGCUGCCCCUGCUUGAACCCAGCCCCAAUCAGAAGCCCUGAGAGCCCCCCUCAGAUGCCAGGGCCACUGGUGGCUUCCAGGGACUAUCUCUGCUGGGCCUGGACCCCCAUCCAUGCCUUCCCUGUGUGCUAGUUCCCUCGGAUCUAACCCUACUAACCAACAGGCUCAUCGAAUUUCUGGGCCUGAAACAUUUUUUCUUCUUUUUCUUCCUUCAAAUUUCCCUGGGCCUGGAGCAGCUAAGAAUUUCGGGCUGUUUGACUUUCUGUGAGCCCCCAAGAAAGGGAGGCCCAGCCUCCAAGGAGACCGGGAACUCUGCUUCAGUACCCCCAAGGAUGUCCAGCCCUCACACCCACACUGCAAGGUCACUAGGCUUCUGGGAAGGACCUCAGCUUCACCCAGCACAACACCUCUGUUCUUUCCAGAGGGAAGUAGAGAUAUUUUCUCCCCACCCCUCACACUAACACACACACACACACGUGUGCCUAUGCAAGUUUACAUAAGCCUCAGGGCUGGUCCCUGCCCAGAGGGCUGGACCCUUCUCCAAGUCAUCUCCUAGAUAGUGGGGCUGGUCCCUAACUGCCCUCUCCCCUUUCUGCUUGCCCUCAAGGCUCCCGCACAUGUUCCUGAGAACUUGGUACUUGGUUAAAGCCCAAAAACUAGGGCUCAACAGGUAACAAACAGGUCUUCUCUACUUCCCUCCUGCCCCUGAAUCCCUUACAGCCUGCCCUGUCUCAUCUUCACCAUGAUAUCUGAAAGCAGAGCCGGGAAACACAGGCCAGUUGAAGUUAUACAAGAGGACUACUGGAACUUCCAGACAGUUCCAGUUAUUUUUUAAAAUUGUUUUCCACCUUAAGUCACAAUUUUCUCUUUAAAACUCUGUUGACUUACCCAGAUUCGUAUUUUCAGGGCAAAGGUGUCAGAGCUGGGGAUGUAGCUCUGUAGUAGAGUGCUUGCCUAGCAUGUCCUGGGUUCAGUCCCCCAAAAAUGCCUCCCUCCAUCAGAUGUCCUUAGCCUAUGUUUGGGGGCAAACUGAGGUGGGGAUAUUUUGACAUUCAUUUAACAAAUAUUUCCGAGGAUUUUAGUGAACAAAGGGCUAUGUUAGAAGCAUAACUCAGUCUUAGCUGUCUUCAGUCCCCUCUGACUCUGCCAUGUCCUGUUCUCAUGAGAACCCUCCACGGCGCUCCUGCAUUGGAUACCAGUGUUUCCAUUAUCCCAUCUUUGGCUCACUUCUCUUUCUUUCCAAAACCAUCUCAUCCAUUCUCUUUCCAAUUGCUGUUGAUAUGCUGGCCAUUUCUAAAUAUGUAUUCCCAGCCCCAGCUUCCCCCACUCUUCAGAUCUCUUUAUUACUCACUGGGCAUCUCCAUAGGCAUGUCCAUAUGUCCCUAGCCAAGUAUUAUUCCUCUUGAAUUCCUGUCCUGGUGACCUUCAUCACAGUCUACUGAGGCCUACCAGCCAGAUACAUUUAUAGGCUUCAUUCCUUCUUCCUACAUGGCAUUAGUCAGCAUAUCACACCCUUCCACUCUGACACUCUUUCUCAAGUUCCUUUCCUCCUUAAUUUACAGAGCAUGGGAUUUGGAGUCAGGUUGGUUUGGGCUUGAAUUCCAGCUCUACCAUUUUCGGUUGUGUAAUAGUUAUUUAACCUCUCUGGAGCCUCAGUCCUCCUGUAUGUAAAAUGACGAAAAUAAUACCUACCUCACAGGGUUGUUGUGAGGAUUUAAAUUAGAUAUUGUACGAAAAGUGCCUAGCACAGUACCUGGCACACAAUAGAGUAGGUGCUCAAUAAAUGGUAGCUAUUAUUAUUA
Molecule: messenger RNA, 4691 nt
Organism: Arvicola amphibius (Eurasian water vole)
Lineage: Eukaryota; Metazoa; Chordata; Mammalia; Rodentia; Cricetidae
Gene: Dvl3
Product: dishevelled segment polarity protein 3
Exons: 15
Coding region: 213-2363 (716 amino acids)
Biological process (GO): canonical Wnt signaling pathway; intracellular signal transduction
Cellular component (GO): cytosol
Molecular function (GO): frizzled binding
Source: RefSeq, a predicted model, not a curated record